Molecule: messenger RNA, 1884 nt
Organism: Pisolithus orientalis
Lineage: Eukaryota; Fungi; Basidiomycota; Agaricomycetes; Boletales; Pisolithaceae
Product: pseudouridine synthase
Exons: 1
Coding region: 15-1709 (564 amino acids)
Biological process (GO): mRNA pseudouridine synthesis; tRNA pseudouridine synthesis
Cellular component (GO): nucleus; cytoplasm
Molecular function (GO): RNA binding; pseudouridine synthase activity
Source: RefSeq, a predicted model, not a curated record
CGACUCUCAAGCUGAUGAGGGUCGGUCGAUUCUGUUUUCGCUAUCGAUACCUUCCUUCGCGAGCUCAUCUGCCCGUCAUGGCGCCAAACUAUGAUGCCUGGUCAAAGGAGGAGCUUAUCGCCCGUCUUAGAGAUAUUGAACAUCGUUCGAAACUUAUUCCGAGCCAAAAGAAAACCAUUUCUUUGUCGACAACGGGAGGAAGCCCGUUCCACUCCGAACGCCAUCCCCGCCGUAAAAUCGCCGUCAAGUUCUGCUACUCUGGUUGGGAAUACAAUGGGCUUGCUUUCCAGAACGACCCCACCCCGCUUCCUACGGUAGAAGAGGUCCUCUUCCGCGCAUUCGCGAAAGCAAGAUUGGUCGAUGCGGACGCUGGUCUUGACGGUUGCGGCUGGGAACGGUGUGGGAGAACGGACGUUGGUGUGAGUGCGGCAGGUCAAGUCGUCUCUCUCUGGGUGAGGAGCGUGUUUCACGGUCUGGACACCGAAGCUCCACCACGCCCUAGACUAUCAGAAGCCCCUGUUCAACUGACUCAAGUCCAUGCGGAGGAUGCAGGCGAGGAAGAUUCACCAGUGAUUCCGGCUGUCAUCGACGAGGCGGAUUUCGCAUUUACAGGGUUAGAUAUGUCUCCUCCUGAUUCCCCUUCAGAGCCUCCCCGGCCUCCUGGUCGCGAACUGCAAUACGUCUCCAUCCUAAACCGUAUACUUCCCCCCACCAUUCGUGUCCUCGCAUGGUCUCCCGUCUCCCUCUCCUUCUCUGCCCGAUUUAACUGUAAAUACCGCCACUAUAAAUAUUUCUUCACCGCUCACGGGCUCGAUAUCCCCCUGAUGCAACGUGCCGCGGACUACUUCGUCGGGGAACACGACUUCCGGAACCUCUCGAAGCUCGACCCAGCCAAACAGAUCACGGAUUUCCGUCGACGUAUCCUUAGUGCUCGGAUCAAUGCUGUCGAGCCAUCUCCAGAUCUCUGUGGCAUUGCCAAGCAAUCCGGACGCGACGACCAGCUCUAUGUCCUCGACCUUGUCGGGAACGCGUUUCUCUACCACCAGGUCCGACAUAUCAUGGCCAUCCUUUUCCUUGUUGGUACAGGACUUGAACCUCCGUCGAUUAUCCCAACGCUUAUGAAUAUAGACGGAUUAGAGUCCGCAAAGACGGGUCUCCAACUCCCCAUCGUAGAGAGAAAACCAGAAUACCAAAUGGCGGACGCCCUGCCCCUUAUGCUGUGGGAAUGCGCUUUCUCAGACUCGGAUGUCCACUGGCAGAGCGAUAGUGACGUUAAUGAUAAAGUUGUCGGCGGAGAGGGCGAAGAUAACGAGACCGGCGGUCCUGUCGCGGAAAAAUACUCAGGGACGGGUUUAGUCCGUCAGAUCCACUCCGUCUAUCAACGUUCCCUAAUUCAUAGUGCUCUGGAAGGCCAUUUCUUAUCAUCUGCCAUGCGGUACCACCCAAAUCCCCCACAGUACUUCCCUUUCAGCCAGACAGGUCUAUCUACAAGUACUAUUCCACGACUACCUAACAACACCUUACCCGUUAUCGGAGUGCCGUUGGGAGGAGGGACAUACAGGAGAGGUGCCAAAUACGUUCCAUUGCUCUCUCGCAAGCGGCUGGAUCAUGUGGAUGUGGCUAACGCCCGAUGGAAAAAUGGCAAGGGUAGUAGGCGUGAGAAUCGGACGGCGCUGACUAGUGCGGCGGAGGCAAUUGGCGAUGAAUAGGUUUCGUGCCUUCGCCAGUUCGUUGGAAGUGUGAGGUCUUGCUAUGCCGUAUGCGUGUCAGCAGCCCUCAUCCUUUUAUGUACGAGCAUGGAUAACUACCUGUACAAAAUUUUCACAACCUUCCCCUUACACAUUGGAACGCGUGAGUUAUCGCAUGGAAUGCAGUCAAACUGUC